Molecule: messenger RNA, 909 nt
Organism: Daldinia childiae
Lineage: Eukaryota; Fungi; Ascomycota; Sordariomycetes; Xylariales; Hypoxylaceae
Exons: 2
Coding region: 1-909 (302 amino acids)
Source: RefSeq, a predicted model, not a curated record
AUGCCUUCUUUCAACCCGGAAAAAUAUAUACCUGAUUUAUCGGGAAAAGUUGUAUUUGUCACAGGAGGUACCUCAGGUAUUGGGAAAGAAAUAGUUUUCUUCCUGGCCUCACACAAUCCCGCUCAUAUUUACUUCACCGGUCGAAAUGAAGAAGCCGGUGCUGCAGUUCUUGCUGCCGCAAAGGCUAAGGGUCCUAACACUGAGAUCACCUUCGUUAAGUGUGAUCUCUGCUCACCCCGUGCCAAGAUCCGACAAGCUAUUGCUGAGAGCUUCAAGUCAGAUCGCCUUGAUAUAUUCAUUGCCAACGCUGGCAUGAUGGCUACGCCUCCCGGAUUAACGGAAGAGGGAUUCGAGCUUCAAUGGGGUAGUAACUACUUCGGGCAUGCUGUGAUGCUACAGCUUUUGCGUCCCAUCCUGCUGCGCACAGCCGAGAGCGGGGCCGACGUAAGACACGUCGAAGUCACAUCGUACGGCCACAACUACGCUCCGCCUGGAGGUAUUCAAUUCGAGCACUUGAGAGAGCCCGGAGCCGCCGGCGAAUUCGCGCGAUAUGGGCAGAGCAAGUUGGCGCAGAUCCUGUACUGCAAAGCGAUGGCGAAGCACUAUCCGCAAAUCAUCAGCAUCCCCGUGCACCCGGGCGUUGGUAAUACGGGCUUGCUAGAGCAUACAAAGCAGUCUAUAUUAAAGCGACUUAUUUCAGCCUCCAGGUUCCUGUUAAAGAGCGCGGCGGAAUGCGCGUAUAACCCGCUGUGGGCGGCUACGGCUCCGCUCCAGAAAUUAGAGAAUGGGCAAUAUUAUGAGCCGGUCGGGAAGAAGACGGCACCGUCGAAGCUGGCUGAAGAUGAGGCGCUGGCUGAUAAGCUUUGGGAAUGGACUGCUAAUGAGCUGAAAGAUGUGGAGGCAUUAUGA